Bombina bombina (fire-bellied toad) is the source of this 2510-nucleotide messenger RNA. It is a transcript of the gene ZNRF2, whose product is annotated as zinc and ring finger 2. The transcript is spliced from 5 exons. NCBI's taxonomy places the organism in Eukaryota, Metazoa, Chordata, Amphibia, Anura, Bombinatoridae. The record is from RefSeq and is a predicted model, not a curated record. Bases 958 to 1671 code for a protein of 237 amino acids.
UAGUGACAGGAGCCUGAGGAGAAGGAGGCAGCAGCCCAGGGCCAGGGAGCACAUGGACUAAGGUCACUGAAACACUGCUGCCUCUAGACGCUGGCCGUAUUUACAUGUAUGCUACAUGCAGUGCAUACAGCCUUACAAUGCAUUUGUACACAUCCAUGAUGCUUUGUUACGUCUACUAAUGCACAUUCGCUACAGAGAGACUGAAUGGUCACAUUAUACAUACAUAGCAUGUCAUUAUGAAGAUCUGCACAGUUCAUGUUUGGAAAGCAGUGGAAAAUGACAUUAAUCUCAGUGCACGCACUGUAUAAAUGAGAGGUAGAAGGUACACAGCAACUGUUUGUUGUGAGCAGAUUCAGCUCUGUGUAUAGUCACUGGAUACAAGUGAGAGAUGUGUCCCUGCACUAUGGAUAUACAGUAUAAUACAUCGCCUGUAAGGAAGAGGAUGUGAAACUGCUCUGUGCACUGAUCUCACACAAUGAGCAGGUGUAGGUAACACAGGAGAGCACUGCACUUAUGCCAGCUGUGUGUUGAUAACCUGUCAAAGAGAGAGCUGUACAUAUUUCUUCCUACUUGCUUUUUUACUGAGAGGAUAUUUAUGAAUGAGUUUACCCUCAUCUGUGCAUUGUAUUCGUUCUCGAUAACUCACUGUAUACUUGAGGUUAUAGGGGAACCUUGAGCAAACCCUGGAUUAAUAUGAAUGUUACGUUGGAAAAUUACUAUAAUGUGGACAUUCCCUGGAAAGUAUGUUUGUGCAUUUGUAACCAACCAAUAAUUUGGAAAGCAGCAACGCUGUAGAUUUUGUGUAUAUUGGUGUGGAACAGUCUGAAAGCAGACCUACGCUGGAGUUCAAAGUACAUCAUACAAAAUCUGGAGAUACACUCAACUGAGUAUAGUGGAUUUAAAUAAUUCUCGCCGUCUAUCAACAAACACUAAGCACGCAUUACAUACCCACGUUGGAUGUGUGGUGACCCGUUUCGUUGUGUCUUUGGGAUGGGUGGGAGGCAGAGUAGUAGUACUGGCUCGGACCAUCGGACACGGGCAUACUCUGGCUCAGACAUCCCAUCAAAUAUUGGCCGGGGGCCUAUUAGGAGCCCUGCUGGAGUAGUAACUUCUUCUUCACCCCAUGCCAGGUACCAUUACACUCCAGGUGGACACUCUGUAGCAACUGGGGGAUUAGCAGGGGGAUCAGAAACACCACCACAUAUGAUCAGCUCCAGGAGUCGGUCAGUUGGGGCUAGUCGGAGCCAGGUCCAACUCAACCAAGGAGGAAUGAGCAUACCAGGAGCAGCUCAGGAUUCUGGCAGCAGCACACCAGAGGAGGGAAGCAGAGAGCGGACAGGCCAUGGGGGAGGAGGAUCACGGCUACUGAUAGGGUCACUGCCCUCUCACCUUUCCCCUCACCUCUUUGGAGGAUUUAAGUGCCCAGUGUGCUCGAAGUUUAUUUCAACAGAUGAAAUGGACUUGCAUCUUGUCAUGUGCCUGACAAAGCCAAGAAUCACAUAUAAUGAGGACGUGCUCAGUAAAGAUGCCGGUGAAUGUUCGAUAUGCCUGGAGGAGCUUCAGCAGGGAGACACUAUAGCAAGACUGCCGUGUCUAUGUAUAUAUCACAAAGGAUGCAUAGAUGAAUGGUUUGAAGUAAACAGAUCUUGCCCUGAACAUCCUUCCGAUUAGUUUUCUAUGGUCCUGUAUUACAGGUUUAUUUCUCAGCUUUGUUGAACUGCAAACCCCCAGGAAAAAACAUUUGACUACUGCAGAUACCCUGGGACCCAGCAUAUUUACCAAUUCUACAGCCUAAGACCAUGUUACUGCUGUGAUACUGGGUUACGUACUCAGAAGACAUUGGUUUGCCUCAGACAUCAGUGUGCCAAACAUUCAGAAAAAGGACGCACGCAGGGAUUUACCAAAUGCUGCACUUCAGAAUGACACAAAAUCUUUGUCCCACCAUUCCAUUCAUUUUACAUAUGAAGGCCAAAGUUAUCACAUUUUCCAGCGUUUGUUGUUUUUUUUUUUUUUAUUAUGGAGCCAAUAAAUUUGUUUUUCUUUUUCACAAAUGAAACAAAGAAAAGACCAUAAUAUAGAAUUGUAGACUUAGCAUAGAGCAUUUCAAGAAAGAUUUUCCUUAUUCUUUUUUGUUGUUUAAUGCCAAACUGAAAAUCAAAUGUUAAUUAUUUCUGUAAGGACUCUUAACAAACGUUUAUGAGGUAAAAUGUUGAAUUGUGUUCUGUAUUGCUUCAGUGCUGUAAGAAAUGUUGUACCUCUGACAUUCUAAAAUGUGAACGCACACUGGCCUAGAUUCACUAAUGGCUCUCCAGAGAAGCAAACCUUUCCAGUUUACUUGUGAUUGUUUGUUACAAGUAGUUCCCGUUGGAUUGUAUAUUGGAAUUUUUUUACCACAGGAGAGCCUUUUCAUAUUUGGUGAAUCUAGUCUAGUGCCUAAAUAUAUCAGAUGCCUCUGGAUUUAUCAGCUCAAUUACUCUCAAUAUUAAAACAUAUCUGUGACUUCCAUUUAA